AUGGAGGAACUGCUGAUACCGGCGGACGCGGAGGAGGCGCGCGACCCGGGAAGGCCCGGCACGGCGGACAGCGUGAAGGAGGCGCUGCGGAGCGCGUGCGGCGUGAGCGUUAGGGCGUACCUGAAGCAGUACGUGAAGCGCAACGGGCUGCUGACGCUCUCGGUGCUGGGAGUGGGCACCGGCUGCGUGCUGGGCUACAUGCUCCGCGGACUGGAGAUGUCCACACAGGCAAAAAUGUAUUUUUCUUUUCCUGGAGAACUCCUGAUGAGAAUGCUUAAAAUGCUCAUCCUGCCACUAAUCACCUCAAGUUUAAUGUCAGGUCUCUCAUCGAUGGAAUCUAAGGCCUGCUGUCGUAUGGGGGUUCUGACUGUGACCUACUACCUGUGGACCACCUUCAUAGCUGUCGUCGUAGGUAUUGUACUGGUGCUAAUCAUCAAGCCGGGCUAUGGGACUGAGAUGGAGGGUAACAGGCUUGGAGGGGGUCCAGUAAUGACCUCUGCAGAUGCACUUCUGGACCUUGUCAGGAAUAUGAUUCCUUCAAAUCUCAUCGAGGCCACAUUUCAACAGUACAAGACAGACCUCAUUCCUAUUGUCAAAACACAAGUCACCACCAAGCAGCCCAGUUUCGUCUACCUUAUGCCAGAUGAGGAGAACCCUAAAGGCCGCACAGUGUUGCUGGAGCUCACGCCACCUCCUGACAUUCACUACAAGACAAUCCCUGGCAGUAGCCAGCAGAUGAAUGUGCUGGGCAUCGUCAUCUUCUCAGCCACUAUGGGCCUCCUGCUUGGCAGAAUGGGUGAGCGAGGAGCACCAUUAGUCAAUGUCUGCCAGUGCAUCAACGAGUGUGUCAUGAAGAUCAUCAAUGCAGCAGUAUGGUAUUUUCCAUUUGGGAUCAUCUUCCUGGUGGCUGGGAAGAUCCUUGACAUGGACGAUCCAUCCACUUUGGGCAGGAAGCUGGGCUGGUACACAGUAACAGUUCUGGGUGGGCUGUUUAUCCAUGGCCUCAUUCUGCUUCCAUUCUUCUAUUUCCUCUUGACGCGGAAGAACCCAUUUACUUACAUUAGAGGUCUGCUGCAGGCUAUGGUCAUCGCCUUGGCCACAUCAUCAAGUUCUGCCACACUGCCCAUCACUAUGAAGUGCUUGCUGGAGAACUGUCAUGUGGACAGGCAGAUAGCACGGUUCGUCUUGCCUGUGGGUGCCACCAUCAACAUGGACGGCACAGCCCUCUAUGAAGCGGUGGCCGCCAUCUUCAUCGCUCAGGUCAAUGAGUAUGAGCUGGAUUUUGGACAGCUGGUCACAAUAAGCAUAACGGCAACGGCCGCUAGCAUUGGUGCUGCAGGGAUCCCUCAGGCAGGCCUUGUAACCAUGGUAAUAGUGCUGACGUCUGUGGGCUUGCCACCAGAUGACAUCACGCUAAUUGUGGCCAUCGACUGGAUUCUGGAUCGAUUCCGAACAAUGAUUAAUGUACUAGGAGAUGCCCUGGCAGCUGGAAUCAUCGCUCAUUUGUGUCGGAAAGACUUUCCUUGUGACACAGGGGGGAAACCCAGCGGGCCGUCGCGGAAUACACAAGGCGCCCAAAACAUGGAGAACGUGCCUUUGACAGAGGUGCCACUAAUAUCUGGAAAAGACUGCAUAUUUGAGGUGGUUGGAGAUACAGUUAUUGAGCGACCCACAGUCUACUACAACAUCUGUCAAGUCUGACCUCACCAACAGAAGCCUUACAACAAUCACCACCCUUACUCUUCUGGAGAUGAGUCUCUACGUUUGUGCCAUGAUACAAUACAGAGUUUAAUGCAUUUCUACACUGUUUUCUCUUGUGAUAGACUGCUGGCAGUUAUUUGGUAUUGCAGAGCAAUUCACUUCGACUGCAAGAGACUUUUGACUUCAGAGUCACUUUUGGACAAGUGACGAAGAACAAGGGACCCAGCUGCAUGCUGGCAUGUAUGUUCAUCUUUAAAGGUGCAGUGUUUAAGUUUUAGGGGGAGCGACUAGCAGAAAUGGAAUAUCAUAUACAAAACCAUUCAUGCAUAAUCAUCUGUAACUACGAAUCAUUGUGUUUUCGGUAGCUUACAACAAGCCCUUCAUGGCUACGUGGGUAGCAGGUCCUCCAACAGAGGCCGCCAUGUUGCACCGCUAUGUUUCUAAAGUAGCUCAGAACAGACAAACCAAACACAGGCUUUAGAGAGUGCCUUUUGUGUUUUUACGUUGAAGCUGCAGCUCAAAUUUGGUGGCGCUAUAGCACUGGUUGAAAGAGGUAGAAAGAACAAUCAGUGGUUGCUGCCAGUGCUGGCUAACCAUUUUUACAAGAGGAUGAUCAAAGAAGCAAAACAUGAAGAAGCAAACAAAAUCGGAACAGGCGACGGCAGAAAAUCGGACAACCAUCGUAGGUUCUACUACACGCUUGGAAAGGGAGGGGUGAGGGAAGAGUAUUCAGUUGGUUGCAAACGAAUUCUUACACACUGCAUCUUUAAAACACUGCUGUUCAUGUCAUCAAGCAGAAGACUAUAAAUGCAUUGCCUUAAAACGUGACUAACAAAGUAAGGUAACAGUUGGCGACUAACUCAAAAUUACUCAUUGUAAGGCAAACUAUUUACUAUUUCACUGAAGCAUGCUGUCAAAAUGAGGCAGUUCUUGAGAUGUUUUUUAUACAUUUGGUUUACUGUUUUAUUAAUGUGU
Molecule: messenger RNA, 2676 nt
Organism: Colossoma macropomum (tambaqui)
Lineage: Eukaryota; Metazoa; Chordata; Actinopteri; Characiformes; Serrasalmidae
Gene: slc1a8a
Product: solute carrier family 1 member 8a
Exons: 11
Coding region: 1-1701 (566 amino acids)
Biological process (GO): L-glutamate transmembrane transport
Cellular component (GO): plasma membrane
Molecular function (GO): L-glutamate transmembrane transporter activity; neutral L-amino acid transmembrane transporter activity; glutamate:sodium symporter activity
Source: RefSeq, a predicted model, not a curated record